Rotaria sp. Silwood1 is the source of this 2271-nucleotide messenger RNA. The record is from the annotation of a GenBank genome assembly. NCBI's taxonomy places the organism in Eukaryota, Metazoa, Rotifera, Eurotatoria, Philodinida, Philodinidae.
AUGGGAAUGUACUCCACUCAAUCAAUCAGUUCAAGUGUAUUACAACAAAGUCAAAGUAACAUAGAAGAGCAACGUCGAGUGCGGCUUGAUGCACAAAAAGAACGAGCUCAAUCUAACCGAAUGAACGAAACAGCUGAACAUCGUCAAAUUCGGCUUGAAAAGCAAAAACAUCGAGAUCAAUCUCGUCGAUCAAACGAAACAGAAGAACACCGUCAACUUCGCCUUGAAAAGCAAAAAACACGAAAUCAAUCGAAUGAAACAAUAGAACAACGUCAAAUUCGACUUGAAAAACAAAAAACACGAACUCAAUUGAAUCGUUCAAAUGAAACAGAACAACAACAUCAAAUUCGACUUGAGAAGCAAAGGAAACGAAGCGAAGCAAGCAGAAUGUCUAUGUCAGUACUAGCUGAUGUUACUUGUACAAUUUGCAACGUUCGUACUCCAAUACAACAGUCAAAAAAAGUGCCACUCUCAAAAACUCCUAAUAUUCAUUUACUUAAAGUUUCUGAUGAACUCAAAAAUUUAAUUACUAAUGGUUCACCAUCGUUAUCACAACAUUUAGACGCUGCCAACAAUAUGUGGUUAGGUGACGUACCUUCUGAAUUACAAGGAUUGACAAUUCCAGAAGAAAAAUUGAUAUCACUCUAUCGUCACAACAGCUGUAUAAUAAAACUUCAUUCGCCUUUCCAUUCAACUACAACUGCCCAGACAGCAUUGAAAGGCAACUGUAUUACUUUUCUUCAAAAUGUACCAAAUAUUGUUAAUAGUUUACCACUUACACUUAACGAGCUGUGUGAUACACUUAAAGUAAUUUUCGUCGGAGCUCAUCCUCCUGAACGCAUUCAACUUAAAAAAGUGCUUACAGUACGCAAAAAGAAAAUUAUCGAAGCAUUACAUUGGCUGAAGAAACACAACGUACUUUAUCAAAAUGUUGAUAUAAAUCUGAAGAAUAUUGCUCAAUUACCUGAAGACGAUGUACCAGAAUGUAUUAUGUCAACGAUGGAACAGAAGAUAGGCGAUGAAGAAAUUCAAUCUGAAAGAAUUGGAUAUAUUCCUGAUCCAUUAUCUGACCCAAUAGAACGUACUAGUACAGAUAGUAUUCCUAUUACUAACAGUGGUGUUCUCGAUGUCAACGGCUCAUCAGUGUCUUCAGAUGAAAUUACUAAUUAUCUUUUGCACAAAAUUAAAAAUGACGGAACAGAGGAACAGAUGGACACCGAAAAUGUUUAUUUGAUUCCUCAUUCUUCGAAGCCUGUUAACGAGUAUUUUAAUCCAAAACUACUCGUAGGUCUGUAUCCAACCUUAUUCUGUUAUGGACGUGGCGCACCUGAAGAUCAAUCGCGUCCAGUUAAAGUAAAUUUACGAGAACACAUACGUUAUCUGUUAUCGUACAAUGAUCGACGUUUUGAAACGAACCACGGUUUUAUAUUUGUCGUCUUCAAUCUAUUACAACGACAUGAUGCUUGUUUUCAUGCUCAGCUGAUCGCAACAAAACCUUACUUUCGAGCAUCUGCUGAUGAAAUUCAAUCCUUGAAAAGUAAAGAUAUUGAAAUGGCGCUCGAUAACAUUUCCAAAAAAACAUACAGUUCAGAAUCCAACAGUGCAUUAAAUAAAUUAUUGCAUCAUAUUAAAACCAUCGGUGGUCGAGUUAUGGGUUCAGCAUAUUCACGUACGGCAUUACGUACGCGUAUUCAUGCAUUAAUCUAUAAUCAAGGAUUACCAAGCAUUUUUUUAAUUUUAAAUCCAGCUGAUAUUCACAGUCCCGUGGCAUUAUAUUUUGCGGGAGUCAAGUUGGAUUUAGAUAAUAUUCAAUUAGCGCAACUGAUGACUACUUACAAAAGAGCCGAAAUUAUAGCUUCUCAUCCUGUUGCUACCGCAAAAUUUUUUCAUUUAUUAAUUUCAAAUAUCUUAAAUACUAUGCUUAGUGGUGGUGUUCUUGGACCAAUAAAAGCUUAUUUUGGUACUGUUGAAAGUCAAGGACGAGGUUCGCUUCAUUUGCAUCUUCUUAUUUGGCUUGACCAUGAAAUGAAACCAGCUGAUAUGAAAGAGAAGAUUCAAAAUGCUGAUUUUCGUGAAAAGUUAAAGGCAUAUUUAGAAGAUAUUAUCAAAGAAGAUUUGGAUGAAUUCAAAGAUAAACAUGUCUUUGAGAAUUUAGACGUGACAAGAUCAUUCGUUACUCCUCCACGAUUAUCACAAGAUAAUAUCAAUGCGGCUUUACGUACUAUUGAUUUAACAAGUUUAGCCGAAAAUAUAAAUAAAUCUUCUGUUUGA